AUACACCAUCAUUUUUUAUCUAGAGAGAGAGAGUUACGCGUCUAUUUUGUAUCUAUAUAUUUUUCUCCUCCAGCGACCGAUCCCGAAGGGCGUGUUUGUGUGUGUGGUGUUCAGAAAUGGCGAGGAGACCGGAUGAGGAAUACGAUUACUUGUUCAAGGUCGUUUUAAUCGGCGAUUCGGGCGUCGGAAAAUCCAACCUACUCUCCCGAUUCACCAGAAACGAGUUCUGCUUGGAGUCCAAAUCCACCAUCGGCGUCGAAUUCGCCACCCGCACCCUCCAGGUUGAAGGAAGAACCGUGAAGGCUCAGAUUUGGGACACAGCAGGGCAGGAGCGGUACAGAGCAAUAACCAGUGCCUAUUAUAGGGGUGCGUUGGGAGCUCUUCUGGUUUAUGACACAACAAAACCGACAACUUUUGAAAAUGUUAGCCGGUGGUUGAAGGAGCUGAGGGACCAUGCAGACUCCAACAUUGUGAUCAUGCUCAUCGGAAACAAGACUGAUUUGAAGCACCUCAGAGCGGUUGCUACAGAGGAUGCUCAAGGCUUUGCUGAGAAAGAAGGCCUUUCAUUCAUUGAAACUUCAGCAUUGGAGGCAACAAAUGUUGAGAAGGCUUUCCAGACUAUUCUUUCAGAGAUAUAUCGGAUAAUUAGUAAGAAGUCGCUUUCUUCAGACGAGCCAGCACCUGCUAGCAUAAAAGAGGGUAAGACUCUUGUUGUUGGAGGACCAGAGACGAACACGAAGAAGCCUUGCUGCUCUUCUUCUUAAAGAUUAUUCAUUUCAAUUUUCGUCCAUACGGUCAUCUCUUCUCCUUACUUCUGUUUUUGUUUGUUUUGUCAUUGUUUUCUAUUUUGUUUAUUUUUUUCUUUGGAUCUGUUGGUUUGUAUCUCCUCCUAUUUCUAUGUUAUAUCAAACUUAGUUCGGCAUUUUUUUGUUGGGAUGGUUAAGUUAAGCCUUCAUUUGUAGAUGUAUUUGCGUGCAAUAUAUUCUAGGUUUCAUUGUAUGAGCAAAAGAAGAUUGAGGGUACAAUUGUAUGGUGCAAUUUGAAGUGCAACCGGAGUUUGUAUCCAUUUUAAUUGGAGAUUUCUAUUGAAUUAGAAGUGCAAUUUACUGUGUUUU
Molecule: messenger RNA, 1115 nt
Organism: Cornus florida
Lineage: Eukaryota; Viridiplantae; Streptophyta; Magnoliopsida; Cornales; Cornaceae
Product: ras-related protein RABA2a
Exons: 2
Coding region: 117-764 (215 amino acids)
Cellular component (GO): endosome
Molecular function (GO): GTP binding; GTPase activity
Source: RefSeq, a predicted model, not a curated record